This is a messenger RNA of Rhinolophus ferrumequinum (greater horseshoe bat), 314 nucleotides long. RefSeq names its product small nuclear ribonucleoprotein E-like. Bases 8 to 286 code for a protein of 92 amino acids. The record is from RefSeq and is a predicted model, not a curated record. NCBI's taxonomy places the organism in Eukaryota, Metazoa, Chordata, Mammalia, Chiroptera, Rhinolophidae. The transcript has a single exon. Gene Ontology annotation, cellular component: U5 snRNP; precatalytic spliceosome; U1 snRNP. Gene Ontology annotation, biological process: mRNA splicing, via spliceosome; spliceosomal snRNP assembly. Gene Ontology annotation, molecular function: RNA binding.
UUCCACCAUGGCGUACCGUGGCCAGGGCCAAAAAGUGCAGAAGGUGAUGGUGCAGCCCAUCAACCUCAUCUUCAGAUACUUGCAAAAUAGAUCUCGGAUUCACGUGUGGCUAUAUGAGCAAGUGAAUAUGUGGAUAGAGGGCUGUAUCAUUGGUUUUGAUGGGUAUAUGAACCUCGUAUUAGAUGAUGCAGAAGAGAUUCAUUCUAAAACAAAGUCAAGAAAACAGCUGGGUCGGAUCAUGCUAAAAGGAGAUAAUAUUACUCUGCUUCAAAAUGUCUCCAACUAGAAAUGACUAACGAAGUGAGAAAUUGUUG